AUGAACUCCACGCUAAGAUCGGAGGUCAAAUCCUUCGAGCUCACCUUUCACAAGACAAACAGAGAAAUGGUGAUCCAUUCCUACCUUCCCCACAUCGCAAGCCAAGCCAAGAUGAGGAAACAAGAAAACAAAACCAUCAAGGUCUUCACGGUGGAUUAUGAGAAUAUGUACAACAUCAACGAUAUAUGGAAGCCCGUGACGCCGGAUCACCCUGCUACAUUCGCCACUCUGGCCAUGGAUGUCCAUCAGAAAGAUGUGAUUUUGAAGGAUGUGGACAGAUGUCUGCAGCGGAGGAAGUAUUAUCGCAAGGUCGGCAAGGCCUGGAAGAGAGGCUAUAUGCUCUAUGGCCCACCGGGGACUGGCAAAUCCAGCUUCAUUGCCGCCAUGGCCAGUUAUUUGAACUUUGAUGUCUACGAUUUGGAGCUCAUGGAGCUGCGCCAGAACUCUGAUCUGCGGAAGCUGCUGCUCGCCACCGCCAAUAAGUCCAUUUUGGUGGUGAAGGAUAUCGAUUGCACCAUCUGGACCCCAGCCUGCUGGUCCUCGACGAGCCGACGUCAGGGCUCGACGCCACGACGACCUGCUGCCUCAUGGCGGCACUGGGGGAGCUCGCGGCGAGGGGGAAAAUGGUGGUGA
Messenger RNA from Salvia miltiorrhiza (redroot sage), 633 nucleotides. Its product is annotated as protein HYPER-SENSITIVITY-RELATED 4-like. Gene Ontology annotation, molecular function: ATP hydrolysis activity; ATP binding. The transcript has a single exon. Bases 1 to 633 code for a protein of 210 amino acids. The record is from RefSeq and is a predicted model, not a curated record. Lineage: Eukaryota; Viridiplantae; Streptophyta; Magnoliopsida; Lamiales; Lamiaceae.